This is a messenger RNA of Zootoca vivipara (common lizard), 2976 nucleotides long. RefSeq names its product N-acylethanolamine-hydrolyzing acid amidase-like. The record is from RefSeq and is a predicted model, not a curated record. NCBI's taxonomy places the organism in Eukaryota, Metazoa, Chordata, Lepidosauria, Squamata, Lacertidae. Gene Ontology annotation, molecular function: hydrolase activity, acting on carbon-nitrogen (but not peptide) bonds.
AUGGAGCGAGGGUUGCGCCCGCGGGGGGCUGCGCGGCUCCCCUUCGCUCUUCCGCUCCUGCUGCUGUGCAGUGGGGCUGCUGCCCCCCAGGGGACGGCGGGGGCCGAGGUGCCCGCGCCCUUGCUUUGCAAUGUCAGCUUGGACAGCCCGCCCGAGGAGCGCUGGCUGCCGGUCCUGCGGCUCCACUUCGACCCAGCGCUCCUCCGAGAGGCUUUCGUGCAGCUCAUCGACAAAGUGGUUCCCAAGUGGGUUCAUGUGAUUAUCCGGCCUCUGGCGGAAGAAAUAGAAUCCUUUGUCCCGCAGCCGUUUGCAGGCGAGAUCCGGGGACUCUGCCAAGCGCUGGGGCUGAACGUUGGGGAUGGCUUGCUCCUCAACUUGGCCUACGAAAUUACCACAUACUGUACCAGUAUCAUCGCUCAGGACACUAAUGGGAGCAUUUAUCAUGGCCGGAAUCUGGAUGCGCCGUUUCUAGACAUUUUCCAGAAGACAACCAUAAAUGUGGACUUUUUAAAGAAUGGGCAGGUAAAAUUCAGAGGUACUACAUUUUUCGGUUACGUAGGUUUAUGGACAGGACUAAGUCCAUAUAAGUUUACAUUUUCUGGAGACGCAAGAGAUCGUAGCGCAUGGUGGGAGACUGCAGUCGCCGCUUUCCUGAAUCGAAAUUCUCCGGCCAGCUGGCUGGCCAGGACUGUUUUGAGUGAAGCUGAGAACUUUGAGGCUGCUGCUCUCAUGCUGUCCAAGACACCGAUUAUGGCAAACGUCUACUUCAUCAUUGGGGGCACAAAGCCUGGGGAGGGGGCAGUCAUUACGAGAAGGAGAAGUGGUCCAGUAGAUAUUUGGCCCUUGGACCCUCUGACCGGAGAGUGGUACCGGAUAGAGACAAACUACGAUCACUGGACAACGCCCCCUCCUCUAGAUCAUCGAAGAACCCAAGCCAUGAAAGCGCUGAAUGCCACCGGACAGAAAAAUAUUAAUCUCGAGUCUCUCUACAAAGUAUUAUCAGUCUAUCCAGUCUUAAAUGAGGGAACAGUUUACACCACCGUAAUGAGUGCUGCAACCCCUGGCAAGUACAUGACACGAAUCAGGAACUUGGUGUGAAAACAUAUCAUGGAGCAAUUUGUGUGUGUGUGUGAAAACGGGCUCCCCCCCAUUACAUUGGCGUGGUAGAUGGGACCCAUAUCGAGGUUUAUGCUAUCAAAUCAGAUCAACAUGCUAAUAGGAAAAACGAUAAUUCCGUUCCCAUCACAAGGAACAGACCACAGUGUAAACUUUUUUAUCAGUCUGGCAGUUAGCAGGAGUGGCGGAAACCGCGAUGCCUUCAUUUCUGUAAACUGCACCUUGCCAAGAAAUGGAUGUGGGUAUUUGUGCUUGGAACCCCCUGCUGUCUACCAAUUCAUGGCAAACAAAUACCUCACGGAAGAAGGGGUCGAUGAAAUCAUAGAGUGCCCCCCCCCCAAUGCUAUUCAGCCACGGUUUUAAGAGAUGCACGAUUUGGUUGCUUUAAGGGAUGCUGAUGUUGUCUCAAAUGCAAACUCCCCGUUGCUGAAGAUAAUGUGUCUGCUGCAAUAACAGCCUGUGUUGUCCUGUUCGAUAUUUGUGAGUUAAAGGGUCACUCGCUGGGUGAGGUUGACUCUAUAGAACCUGAAAUCAUUCCUCCCUCAUACACAGAGGAGCACUGGCCAUACCGAAAGAGAACUCCAACACAGUGGAGCAUUAUUAGAGUUUCGCCUUCAUAUGAUUUUCAGCAGACGAUGCUCUGAAGGCACAAAAAUGCAGAGACCUUUGCUGGAACUUCAGGCGAUGAUGAUAGGACUGAGCAUUUGCUGGGGCCCCUAAGGAGCCAAACGGUGCACUGCCCCAAAAACUGUUUUUUCCCACUUUGCAUGGGACACUUUAGAAAGAUGCUGUAGAGGAAAAUUCCCACUUUGCACAUCUCUUUCUUUUGUACACCAGCAGCCCCCACCUCCCAGUGUAUAAAGCCCUUAAUAAUUGCACUGGACUUACCGGUACACCCAAAAUAAGACCAAAAACAUUUCAGCUUACUUGUGCCUUAUUCCUGCUCUUGCAAAAUGAUUGGGAAGCGGAAUCAGAAGUUGAUGAAUUGAUGAUUUUUUUUAUUGUGCCCCCCCCCCCGAAAUAAAAUGUUUUGCUGUUGAUCUAUGAGGAUAGAACUGAAAUAAAUGGAUUUUUAAAGCGGUGGUGGUUUUCUUCCCCUCACCUCUUAUCUCGCCUACUUCUCAUCCUGCAGCAAAAUGGUAUCAAAGACUAUGUGGUUUCUGAGCCAAAGCCAGCCUUGUAAUAGGUAAAGGUAAAGGGACCCCUGACCAUUAGGUCCAGUUGCAGACGACUCUGGGGUUGCGGUGCUCUAUUGGCCGAGGGAGCCAGCGAAUAGCUUCCAGGUCAUGUGGCCAGCAUGACCAAGCCACUUCUGGCAAACCAGAGCAGCACACGGAAACGCCGUUUACCUUCCCACCAAAGCGAUACCUAUUUAUCUACUUGCACUUUGACGUGCUUUCAAACCGCUAGGUGGGCAGGAGCUGGGACCGAGCAACGGGAGCUCACCCUGUCGCGGGCAUUCAAACCGCCGACCUUCUGAUCGGCAAGCCAUAGGCUCUGUGGUUUAACCCACAGCGCCACCCACGUCUUACAGCCUUGUAAUACUGCAACGUAAAAAGCCAAAGCAGUAUAAUUGCAUCUUACACGCAUUUAACUUGUGCAACUUCAACCACAUGCAGUUGGAGGCAGGCUGGUUGAAAUGGCACAAGUCAAAUCCAAGCAAAGUGGAGAGCUUAAAAGCUCUUUUCGUGCCAGGUAUGCUUGAGGUUACUCAGCAUGGAAAGAGCUUUUAAGUCUUCCCCCUCAUUUGGAGGUGAGACCCACCAAGUACGCCAGCCGCCGAGUACAAGGGAUUCCCUCUCUCCCCUCAUCUGCUAGAGGCAGGGUGACUCCAAGGGCUCAUGUAUAUGUAAUUUUUGU